CUUGCUUGAAGCGCUUUAAAGUAUCGAUUAGCCGAAAUCUCUAUUUGACAGCGCGUUGUAGGCUUUUGACAACUCUUGACAUUUCAAUUUUUCGCGUCGAUUUUGCUUGUGUGCAGUUUUUAUCGCGUUCUUCAUCAAUUUUAGGUAAAAUAAUUUAUAUUAAACAAUUAUUUGUUGCUAACAACAUUAUUUUUUCAGAUACCUUGCUUUUUAUCGUUCCGGCCACCAGAUUCGUUGGUUUUCAUAAAGUUUCAUUUGCCUGUGCCACUUCCACCCGUGUUUAUUAUUAUUAUUAUUACGACGAAGCUAUGUUGUUUUUGAAAGACACGGUCACGCCCAGACAGACAACAACAAACAUCGUCUCCCAAACGCCAGAAGUUCUCGGACAAGAACCAGAUAUACUGGAUACUUCCUUUGGAUUCCAAAUAGGCGAGAGUGGGAACAUUAUAAUAGAAGAGCAAGAAACCACUGCCCCAACGCCGGCUAAGAGACAAAAGAAAAAAAACGAUGAGAACGCCGCCUUUAACGAUCUAGUCAACGAAGUAAGUCAGUUUGUGGAUAGUCAAAAAAAAACACACAACAAUUUCUUGGGUGCGAUUGGCGAAGUGUUUGAGAAGGUCCCAGAAGAGAGCCGCCUAAAUUUUCACAUGGACGUACUUCAAUACGUCUAUGCUCAAUAUAAAAAUUAUAAAAAUUGAAUUUAUUUUAACUUAAAAGACUGAAUGAAAUAUAUGUUAUGUUAACGCCAUACUUACCUUGAACAAAAAUUAAUUUAAAAACCUGAAAGAUGUGACGACAUUUAAAACAUUACCAAUAAGUGCCCUCAUACUGUGAGUUCAAAUUUU
This is a messenger RNA of Rhagoletis pomonella (apple maggot), 845 nucleotides long. RefSeq lists its product as uncharacterized. The transcript is spliced from 2 exons. The record is from RefSeq and is a predicted model, not a curated record. NCBI's taxonomy places the organism in Eukaryota, Metazoa, Arthropoda, Insecta, Diptera, Tephritidae. Bases 309 to 698 code for a protein of 129 amino acids.